Mucor velutinosus is the source of this 345-nucleotide messenger RNA. RefSeq lists its product as uncharacterized. The coding region runs from base 1 to 345 and encodes 114 amino acids. The transcript has a single exon. NCBI's taxonomy places the organism in Eukaryota, Fungi, Mucoromycota, Mucoromycetes, Mucorales, Mucoraceae. The record is from RefSeq and is a predicted model, not a curated record.
AUGUCAGUGACAACAUCAAACACAAAGCCCUUGGAGAAGAAAUUCUCAGACAUGAGCUUAAAAAAUAACAAACAAGAGGACAAUGACCAACCAUUAAGACGCUCAACAUACAAUAUCCUUGACGCUUACGAUAAUAAUAUACCCCAAGAUUCAUCAAACUUGAUAGACAAUUACUCAAUUCAUCCACUGCAAAAGCUUUCUGAUGGCUAUUCUAUGGAUUUCUCACCCACCACAUCCACAACUGCUGCAGGACAAGGAGAGUUGAAUACCAUGAUGGAAGACCUUAGUUUAUCGCCUAAUAGCAGCGACAGCAAAAGGCAUAGAUCAAUGCCUUAUUGCGUCUAA